Centrocercus urophasianus (Greater sage-grouse) is the source of this 6038-nucleotide messenger RNA. RefSeq names its product family with sequence similarity 217 member B (gene FAM217B). Lineage: Eukaryota; Metazoa; Chordata; Aves; Galliformes; Phasianidae. The record is from RefSeq and is a predicted model, not a curated record. Bases 200 to 1678 code for a protein of 492 amino acids. The transcript is spliced from 5 exons.
GCACCGCCCCAGGCGCAUGCGCAGUGCCUGCCUGACGUCGCUGCCCUCCGGGUGCCCUUAAUGCCGGCGGAGGCUGCAAGGGAGGCAGGACGUGGUGAUGUUUGCAUUUGGCACGCUGUGCUGUGUGGACCAGAAAGAAUGGAGUCAUUGGAAGAUUAUGUAAAGAUAAAGAUGUAAAUACCACUUUAAAAGAGUAAUAAUGGGACCGGGCAUUCAAGAACAUCCGUUAUUAGUGCACCGAAAGGCACAGAAAAAGGAAAGCCAAAUCAAUGAAAACCACAAAGGAAUGGUAAAUAACAGUAAUGGAAAAAGCCACCCAAGCACCAAAGGAGUAAAGAAAUCAGUUUCUCAUGUGAAAUCUCCUGGAAGAUUAUGCAAAAAUGUGCCAACUACCAAUGAAAAGACUUCCUGUGACACUCAAGACGAUAACCAACGAAGUGUUUUUAAGAAGGGGAGGAACCAAUUAGAUGACAGUACUCAGUCAAAACAAAUCACAAGUGUUUGCACAUCUCUGCCCAGAGUUGAAAGGUCAAAGAGGAGUCUCCCAGAAACAAGGCAAAGUGAAUCUUUAGUGCACAGGAUCCCUCCUGCCACAAAAGGCAGCACACAAGGUAGCUUCUGUAAAGUUAAAGAUGUCCAAGUGCAACAUUUUUAUUGCAGUAAAAAAGAACAGUUGGAAAAGAAUCAUGAAGAACAUGCUGCUGAAGCUGGUCCGUGCUCCUCUAAAUGGCAAGAAGCAUCUGUGAACGAAAUGUUUCUUGAUUUUGAAUCGGUACAAAUUAUUAAAGAAGAUGCUGAAGAUGAUAGUGCCAGUGAUCUCUCUGAUUCAGAAAGGAUUCCCAUUCCUCCCUCUCCCUGCACACCACCAGAACUCAUACUCAGAGCUGAAGAAAUUGAUCCAGUUUGUUUGGAACGUGUUCCUGAUACGGGUUUUAAAGACUCAGAAUUUUACUACCCAGACUUCCUGCCGCCCCCUUUUAACUCAUGGGACUUGAAGCAACUGGCCAUCUUUGUUAAUGUAGAAGGUAGAUCUGAACUUCGACCAAAGCCAACUGGAUUUCUUGAAAAAUACAUUGAUCGUCUUUUGCAGCUGGAGUGGCUGCAAAUGCAGACUGUACAGAAUGAGAAAGCAAAGUCAGCCAAAGCCAGACCACAGACUGCUCCCAGCUCUGUACGUACCCUAAAAAGCCCUGGCAAAUGCAAAGCAUCGCUUAGCCCUUUGCCUAACAAACAAAUGGUUCCCCAGGAAACUGUUACAAAACUCCCCACGUGCUAUUCAGGUCACAGGGUAGAUCCAUGCUGUGAAGAAAGUCAACGGUUUUAUUCACAUCCAGGGCACUUGAAACCAUCUGAAAGAAUGGGACAUGCGAUGUCUUCUCAGAGACAGUCUGGUGAAGUAAGAAAUGAACUGAAAAAAACAAAUGCAAAGCAACAGCUUCUCAAUAUGCAGCCAUCUGAGAACAAUUCUAAAAUUCAAAGUGUUGGUAAUAUCAGACCCCCUAAGCAAGCACCAGCAUUUCAUGGUUCAGCUGCUCCUAUCAAAGGCUUAAAAACAUAUGCAUGUACAAACACAAAGAAAAAUGGCAAUGCUAACAAUUAUGUUCCUUCUAAAAAAUCAGCCGGGGACAGAAAAAUAAAAACAAAUGGCACAAAGCAGACAUCACGGAAAUUUAAGUGAAAAGUUUAUUAGUUGAUGUUUCUUGACUGCUAGAAAGUGUUUGGCCAAUGCAGAAGGGUCAUGUUAUCUUCAUAGGAAGAUCCUGAGAAAAUAUGUUCUUGAUUCAUAGUUCUAAGUCAGCACUGUUCAUUUCAAUACAUUUGAUCUUAAGCCAGCAAGAAAUCUUCUCCCUGAAGGCAAGUCUUCCAUUGGUCUUUCCUUCAGCAUAUUGACAAUUGCUCAAGAGUAUGAAAGUUUAGAGAUAUACACAGUUAUAUAAUGUCCUCCUAUUUGCACCAAUUGAAGUUUGCUGAAGUCUGUAGUGUUUCUUCUGCACUCCUUUUUGUGCAUUUGAGAGAAUAGGAUCUGAGCUCUUUAAAAGAGAUGUUAUUUUGUGACAGGUUUCAUAGUGUUUUGUUCUGAUGGGAAAGGGCUCAAUUGUUUUUAUAAAAUAAUGGAGCAGCUUAUCUAUGCAAAGUGAAACUAAUUCUUCAUAGGAGAUGAUGAAUUUUUGGAUGAAUUGGAUGUGGUUUUUUUGCUAGGAAGAAGAAUGGAGAUAAUGUACUGGAAUAUUUUAAUACUAAAAGGAUUUUUUUAAAGACAGACAUUUGUUAGAGAGCAGACAGCUUCAAUAGUGGCAGAUUAAUAAAAUCAAAUGCAUAUUUUUAUACCCAGAAAACUUCACUGUUUACAGACAGCGUUCCUUCAUGUUCAUUUUGUAAACCUUGAAUAUUUCAAAUUGCACGUGGAUAUUGAUGACUAAUGCCAAAUGAAAAUAUUACUGCACAAUCUGUGACCUAAUGUUCAAAACUGGUAAGCUCUCAAAAUCCAGAAAAUAGACUCUUAGGUUAUGAGCUUGAAGACCAAUGUAAGUUCAAGCAAAGAUAUAUUUUGAUACAAAAAAUACCUAUUCUUAGCCACCUGUGAUGACUAUUCUCUAUUCCAUGGCCCAGCCUGUGUCAGUUUGAUUUGCUUCUUACCUGAAGAUUUAGACAAGUGGCAUGGGGAAAUACCAUAAAAUUGUUCAGCCAGAGUUGAGUUCUGUCCUUAGACCCUCUGAUUCUUCUUGUGUCUGGGAUACAGGAGAAUAUGAAAGUAAUUCAGCGAGUAUUCAAGUGUCAGUUCAGCUCUUAGCUGGGGACACUAUUUUGUUGAAAAUCUAGAAAUUUUUUUGAAGUUUGAUUUUUAAAUGAAAUACUGAACACCAUUUGUUCAUCCUCAGCCACCUGUCACAGUGAACUGUUGAUGAGAAGUAAGCUGAGGUCUGACAGACUGGAUUUUUACAAGUGGAUCCUUCUCAUUCCUAUAGCUAGUGAGAAACCAUCAGUUACUAUAGAAUAUACUAUGUACAUAGUUAAACUGCACUUGUCUUGGUGAUCUCAUCUCUCUUGGUCUUAAGAUGCUUAGCUGUUUCUGUUCUUUCAUUGUGUCUACUAGGUCUUCAGCUUUGUAAAAUUUCCAAGCAUGGAUUUAUAUAUAGUUCAAAAUGUGAGAAUAUUGAUAAAUGUAGUAAUAAACCAGAGUAUUUUACACAAAAACAAUGCUCAGGAAUAGACUUAAGAAAUAUUUUUAGUGGCUUUUUCCUAGUUACUGGAGACCAAAUGUGAAAUUUUAAAUUGAUGAAAGAAACACUUUUAAUAUACAGUAUUAUGUUUCCAUAUGCAGUAUUUGUUAGGAUACAGUUAAAGUAAAUGGUAGUUGCUUCUACAUUCUGUGCUAUGCAAUUAAAGUGGAACUUAAUCUCAUGUCCUCAAAGAUCAUAUAAGUUGGCUGUCAGAGGUGUGGAGAAACUUACAGGCUGGCAUUCAAAUACCAGCAGCUGCAGAGCAUUAGCACAUGCUUGUGUUACAGUUUUAUCCUUUUGUAUUGUUCCAGACUCUUCCUGUAUUUCAGCUGCUUUAGAUGGAAAGGGUUUUGCAUCCAGUGCUGGGAUUUCAAGCUUUUGCCAAAUUCUAUGAGCCUUCAUUAGCAGUUUUACUGAUUUACAUUAAGAUUAGGAACAGUCGGAUUGCUCUUGCUGAUGAGCACGAUUUUAGUACGCUAUUUUAGCACACUGUUGUAAGCUCCAAAAGCAAGGUGAGCAGGAUCAGAAUGGCAGAUUUUUUAAACACAUCUUCGUAGAUGCAGUAAUUAGUUUAGUGUAUUAUUAUAAUGCUGAAUAUUAAUUAGCAUAUGCAAAAUUACCUCUGAUAUGUUGCUUUAUAUUGGUGCUUCCUCAGGUUACAAGGAGAGCAUGAAGAUACACGCACGUUUUGCAUGGUAACUUCUUAAAGAACAAACAGUGUUUCAGUCAGCUCUGACCAGAGCAAACUCAACUGGCAGAGAAUUUUUUUUCUUGCAGACCUAGGAAUUAGAAAAUUCUGUUUUAAUGUAUUGCUUGCGGUCUAAUGCACAUCUAAUGCAAACCUGUUGCUGGAGACUUUCUAAAAAUUAAAUAAGCAGAAGUAGUGAUGACAUUGAAAAUAAAUUGAAUACUUGUUCAUCACUCAUUGGCUGUGGUCUGGACAAACAAAGUUUAUCUCACAUAAUAGUUCUUGUUCACUGAUUUGAUAAUUAUACAGUAAAGUCUACUUUGUUUGCAUACAGAAAUAGAAAUUCUGAUUUUUACCUCAAAAAUAAUUAUUUAAAUGGGAGAUCUGCAAGUGUUGGAAUUGAUCCAGCACCGGUUUUGCUUCCAUUUUAGCUUGUCUGUGUUCUGGACCUGUAGCUGAAAAGAACUCCCUCUAUAAAGAAGACUAUGAUUUAUCUUUCUUUGAUUUUGUAUUAAUGGGCAUUCUCUUUAGAAACAGAAUAUAGCAGAAAUGUUUAUUUCAUCAAAUACAUUCCAUUUGGAAUUAAAAUAUUUCCAUAGCAUAGUGUUUGUGUGGCUAUUUCUGUAUUUUCACUGUAUUUAGCAAUAUGUUCUUAUGUUUAUGUGUUUUUAGCACUGACAAUACUUCUUGAAGAAGUGAUUUGAGAUAUUUAAAUUGAGUGGGAUUUUUUCCUAGAUAUUGUAAAGGUUUAUUACAAAACUAAUAGCCUCAGGUUGCAUUUUAAAUAAAUACUCAGUCUACUUCAGUUACACAAGUAUGAGCUAGGAACAGCUCUUGUUCUCAAUGAAAUUACUUGGUUACAAAGAUGUAACCCAACAGUUUUGCUCCAAUACGUAUGAAUGGUUUUCCAUAGCACUGCUAUGUAGUAUUUUUAAUGUAUAAUGGAAAGGAUUUUAAAACAAAUCUGUUUUGCUCUCAAGACACUUUUUUCCUCCAUUACUUUUGUCUCUUUAGUCAAAUACUGUGGUCAGCCAUGGUUUCACCCCUUUGCACUCCUGCACAGCCUGCGGUAGCUUACAAUUGAAGGCGCUGGUUCUGAUGUUUCUGCACCAUGCCUUCAGAUCUUCAUUUUGUUAUCUACACAGACAUAAAGCUUCAGCAGUUGCUCACUUAGAAGUUAUGCUUCAAACAGGGAUUGUUACUGUGUGAGCAAAGCAUGCAAUACUGGGAAAAGAGGCACUGUGAGUGAAAGAGCCUGGAAAGGAAGUGUUCAAUCAGUCCCUGCUACUGGUUCAGCAUGCUGAAUCACAGCAUGGCCACUUGCUGGUUAAGUGGAUUGCAUUUCUCUUUGCAAAUGGGAGAUUACCUUUGCUGGUACAAAUUCGGUGUACUGGAAUUACAGUACUUCUCAAAGAGGCCAAAAGAUUCAGCAGUACUUUUUCUAAGUUGAGUUUAGCAUAAAACAGGUGGCCAGAAGCAGGAGCUCUUACCUCCCAGGAGCACCUCUUCCAGGAUGCUGUGGCUGCAGUUCUGUUGCACAUGUGCUACCAACACCCUUCUGUCAUCUGCUUCUGACAUGUGCAAUGUGAUGGAAGAGGGGAAUAAUGCUGCACAGGAUAACUAUGCUUAUAUCCCUGUACUAAAAUGUCUUGUUUGACUUCAUCCUUCUUAAUUAUGCUGCAAUUUUAUUAUUCUUCUGUCCUUUCUUGUGUGUUACUUAUUGUUGACUGAGGUAACUUUUGUAUUUCUCAUUUAAAGGAAUUUAUUAGAAGGUUCAGAAUAGUUUGGCUGACUUAUUUAAAUGGGUAUGUGAUACCUUCUUUGGAAUUGAUAUAGUUAUCAAUUCUAUAGUGUGAAACUGCCUGUAAUGUACUCUUUUUUUUUUUUUGGCCCUUGUUUUGAAACAUUGUCUUUUCUUUAUUGCUCCCACUGGAAUUAUUAUUGGGUUUCCUCAAGAAAAAUAAUUAAAAUAGGCCAGUUUUUUGGAGCCCAGGUUUUGAUGUUGGUAAUCAUUUGUCCUUUUUUAUUCAAAGCUUUUGUGGUUAUUUUUGCUGAAAAUUUCAUUGGAAAGUGAUCUUGUAAUUUAAAGUUACUGCCUAUUAGCUACAUUAAAAAUGAGAUGUUGCCUA